UACAGAAAUUAUCAUUUCUCAGGCUACGAACAAGCCCUAAUUACAUUCUUAGUAUUCAGUUAACUAGUUUUCUUAACUAGGCUGAGAAAAAAAAUGGCAAUUAAGCUUGCACUUGUAGUCAUACUCUUUCUAGCCUCAUGCGCUCUUACAAAUGGAAGAUCUCUUAGAUCUUCGACGAAGCAUCUUGAUCGUUAUAGUUUUCCUCCUAAUUUUAGUUUUGGUGUUGGUUCUUCAGCUUAUCAGUAUGAAGGUGCAACCGCAGAAGGAGGGAGGACACCAAGCAUUUGGGACAACUUCACACAUGCAUAUCCAGAAAGAACAAAUAUGGACAAUGGAGAUAUAGCAGUCGAUUUUUAUCAUCGAUAUAAGGAUGACAUCAAGCUGAUCAAGGAAAUGAAUAUGGAUACUUUCAGAUUUUCCAUCUCUUGGUCAAGAAUAUUACCAAGUGGAAAAGUAAGCGACGGCGUAAACAGCGAAGGAAUUCAAUUUUACAAAAAUCUCAUUGAUGAAAUUAUCAAGAACGGCAUAAAACCUUUUGUAACUAUCUACCAUUGGGAUAUCCCUCAAGUUCUCGAGGAUGAGUAUGGUGGAUUCUUAAGCCCUCGAAUCAUUGAUGAUUUCCGGAACUUUGCAAGAGUCUGUUUUCAAGAAUUCGGUGACAAGGUCGAUAUGUGGGUAACGUUCAACGAGCCAUAUAUUUAUACCGUUGCGGGUUACGACAAGGGCACUAAAGCAAUGGGACGAUGCUCAAAAUGGGUAAACAGCUUAUGUGUGGCUGGUGACUCGAGCACAGAACCUUAUUUAGUCUCUCAUCAUCUUCUUCUAGCUCAUGCUGCAGCUGUUGAAGAGUUUAGAAAAUGUGACAAGAUCUCACAAGAUGGUAAGAUAGGCAUAGUGUUAUCACCUAUGUGGGUCGAACCUUAUGAUGUUGAUUCACAUGCUGAUAAAGAAGCUGUUGAACGAGCUCUUGACUACUAUCUUGGUUGGCAUCUUGAUCCUCUAAUUUUUGGAGACUAUCCAAAAACGAUGCAGAAAAACGCUGGAAAUAGAUUACCUUCUUUCACCAAAAAACAAUCUGAAAAGAUUAAAAACUCGUUCGAUUUUAUCGGGAUGAACUACUACAGUGCUCGAUAUGUCACACACCAGCUUCACAAUGACCCUUCACGGCUUCGUUUCUCGACGGAUCAACAUGUGGAUUACAAACUGACAAAUCGUAGCGGCGAUUACAUUUCUUCAGAAUCGGAUGAUUUAAAAUUUAUUUAUGUCUAUCCCGAGGGCAUACGGAAACUUCUAAAUUAUAUUAAAAAUAAAUACAACAAUCCAACUAUCUACAUUACUGAAAACGGAUAUGAUGACUACGAUGUUGGGACAGUCCCACGUGAACAACUAUUAAAGGACACAAAGAGAAUAGACUACCUCGAGAAACAUCUUCAAGAACUCCACAAAGCUAUCACUGUGGAUGGAUGUGACGUUAGAGGCUAUUCUACAUGGUCGUUGUUGGAUAAUUUUGAAUGGGAACAUGGAUACACGAUGAGGUUUGGUCUAUACUACGUUGAUUAUGCAGAUAAUCUAAAACGAUAUGCUAAAGAUUCAGCCAAAUGGUUUAAAAAGUUCCUAGAAAGAUCGGAGCAAUCGACACCGUUGGAUCUAUUUAAGAGUAUCAAAAAAUGGUGGUCUGCUUUGCUGGUGAUCUAACUUCUUUGGGAGUCAUGAGAAGCAAACAACUGAGUCCUUGUUCAAUGAGAAAUUAUAAAAUAUAGAUAGAUUCAUAGAUACAUGUUUACUACGUACGCAGUCAUGUUUUUUACAAAGUUCAUGUGUAACUUUCGCAGCAAUACACAAGAACAGUAAAUAGUAGAUGUAUGUAAAUGAAUAAAGAUACAUUUAUACUAAAAAA
This is a messenger RNA of Eutrema salsugineum, 1897 nucleotides long. Its product is annotated as beta-glucosidase 32. Bases 94 to 1695 code for a protein of 533 amino acids. NCBI's taxonomy places the organism in Eukaryota, Viridiplantae, Streptophyta, Magnoliopsida, Brassicales, Brassicaceae. The record is from RefSeq and is a predicted model, not a curated record. Gene Ontology annotation, biological process: carbohydrate metabolic process. Gene Ontology annotation, molecular function: beta-glucosidase activity. The transcript has 13 exons.